Molecule: messenger RNA, 750 nt
Organism: Babesia bigemina
Lineage: Eukaryota; Apicomplexa; Aconoidasida; Piroplasmida; Babesiidae
Exons: 1
Coding region: 1-750 (249 amino acids)
Source: RefSeq, a predicted model, not a curated record
AUGGCGGCGGAGUUAGCGGAUGGGAAAACAGCAGAGAAUACAUGCUUUGGAUGUAACAACCGAUGGAGCGUAAGCGCAGAAUACUUCUGCUGUAUACCCGGUUGUCCGGGGUGUAAAAAAAUAAAGUGCUCCACAAAAAACAGAUGUCAUUGCAACGUUUGCGACUGCGGGUGCCAGAAUGAUGAUGCGGUCAGAGAAGGUAAAAAGCGUUGUUACGAGAGCACAUCUAACGGUUGCGCCAAAUGCAAGGAGAUAUGCAACACCGAAAAAGCGGGAAAAAGAUGUAUAUGCUUCCUUUGCAACUGUGGAUGCAAUGGCGUGAAUUGUGGCUGCUGUACUUGGUGUGAUUUUAACGACUGUUCUGGAGUAUGCAACCGAGAGGACAAACACAGCGUAAAGUGUAAGGAAAACAAACAGAGCGGAAGCAAAGACUAUGAAUCGGGCAAGUAUUACUGUGACGAGCACUUAGGUGGCGAUUGCCUCGGCAAAAAUUGCAACACAAUCUACUACACCACCGGCACCUGCCGCGCGAAGUGCCAGUACUGCGGCACAUUAUGCGGCCAACAUGUGUUUUUCCUACAGUGCACCAUAGGUGGCCCCGUCAUUGGAAUCAUACUAGUCAACAUCGUCGUCUGGUUGAUGUGGCGUGACAAGGCGCUGAAGGCAGUAGAUAAGAUGCGCCGCUCAUUCGCCAACCGCCCCGGACUAUUCAAAACACGCUGGAUGGUACGGGGAUCCAUGAAACAUUGA